ACCUGCCCGAAACGCUGCUCGUACUAGUGGCUUUACAAGAUUGUAAAUACUGUGCUAUGUAUUCUCACAAACCCAAUGUACCUUCUUGUAUAUAAAUAAAUAUAUAAAUAAGUGUUUCCUCUUGCCUGUGUUUUGUAGGUUGGAGGGAGUUUGUAUACGAUGUGUGGGUCCACUUGCCUGUGUGCAGACAAUGUCUGUUAUUGCAGACAUCGCAAUAUGCAAGAUGCAUUGCAAGACAAGUCACAAUAAAAUUAUUUUAAUUUAUCGUCUGCAUAUGGAUGUCACAUGUAAACCUCUUGCUCUGUUUAAUGUCUUCAAUUCUCUAUCUUACGUCAAAUGGCUUUUUCGGUAUUACUUAAUGCCCAUGCCUGCCUCACUCCCCACCCCUUGCCUGUGUUUUGUGGGUUGAGGGGAGUUUGUUUACGUUACGUCGGUCCCCUGGCCUGUGCUUUGUAGGUUGAAUGGAGUUUGUUUACAAUAUGUGGGUCCCCUUGCCUGUGUUUUGUAGGUUGAGGGGAGUUUGUUUACGUUAUGUCAGUCCCUUGGCCUGUGUUUUGUAGGUUGAAUGGAGUUUGUUUACAAUAUGUGGGUCCCCUCGCCUGUGUUUUGUAGGUUGAAGGGAGUUUGUAAAUGAUACGCGAGUCCCCUUGCUGGUGUUUUGUAGGUUGGAGGGAGUUUGUUUACGAUGCAUGGAUCCCCUUGCCGGUGUUUUGUAGGUUGGAGGGAGUUUGCUUACAUUACAUGGCUUCCCAUGCCUGCCCUCCAGUAUCUGAGACAUGAGUGGCACACACUUCUGUCCUGGGACCUCUGAAACACAAUGAAAUUCUUUACAAGGAAUUCAAGCGCAAUCAUCACUAGGAUGGUAUUAGAAUCUGCUCUUGGCUGGUACCAGGGACGGAUUGGUCUCUAUGACAAACAGUCGUGGGAAACAACUGUGGAACAAAGAAUACUUAAAGGUCUCUCAUAUACGCCACGCAAAACAGCCAAACCAAAGACAGAAUUUAUUGAUGUAGACUUAGUAAGAGGCUCAACAUUUCCUAAGGCAAAGCCACAUUCAGGAUUAUGGUUGGCUGGCCUACAUGGUGUCAUUCGUAUUGUUUUUCUCCCUUUGUAUUUUCGUUGGUGGAUCCACGAGACGUCCUGUGCUGGAUUCUUUGCAGUCCUUUCUAUGUACUGCUCCAUUUUUUUUUGUGGUGCUGUUUUGAUAGCAUAUAGGCACCAUGAAGGAGUUAUCAAGGAAGUGCCAGUGUUUGAGGUGAUGGUGCCAGCGGUUGUGCUGAUGGUCUUAAGUGUUAUCCACUCCCAAAUUGUGUGUACACGGCACAGUGGAAUGUCUUCUCCAAAUCACAGCAACAUUCCUAUGGCAGUUCGUUCCAGUAGGAGACUGAGACCACUGCGCAGAAGUUCCUCCCUUUCUGGAAGAGAUCGACUACUGUACUCAAGUCACAUUGAAGGAGCCAAGGUAAACAACCUCACAACAGUGAGGUGGGUGCCUUAUGAGCACAUCCAACACAACCUCAGCAAGUGCGUGUUCUGUAGCAGCUGUAAGCGUGAUGGAUCAAGACUCCACACACAUUUUACCAAGAAGAACAUGAAUUCAAUGAAAACCAAGUCUCCAUUCAAAACUUAUAGAUCUCAUUCAGAGGAACCAAGGUGUGAAGAAACCUAUACAUUACGGCCACGCUCUGCUUCUGAGAACAAUGUAUCGCCACGUGUGGACUCAAAUGGCAGGCCCAAAAUUAUUAUUUUCCAGUCUUUUAAUGAUUUAAGAGAAAAACAAGGUGAAAGACCAAGUUCCACCACCACCACCUCAUCAAGUGAUAGAAGCCCAGUAAUUGGUAGCGCUGAAGCUAGUCGAACAUUUCUGGAAAAAUUGGAAGAAAACAGACUGCCCAUUCUCAACUGUGCUAGUAAUUCUGACAGUGAAGAAAUUACAAUGAUUGUCAAUUCUACAGAGCUUUCAGAUGAAUACCAUGACAAAGAACAAAUCAGAAAUUGUCAGAAUAGAGCACACCUUAAAGAAGAAAAAAACCUACAUUCUAUUGGUAUGACUGAGGGCAAAAAAAAUCAUGUUCAGAAUUGUGGCAUGCAUCAUCAUCUACGGCUUCCAGAAUCUAGAAGACAAGACAUUGAUGGUGUGAGUGAUGGAGAAGAAGAAAGUGGAAUGGGGGAUUUAGAAAUGCCAACAACAGACACAGACAGUUGGAACAUCAACCAAGCUUUUAAACGACACCAUUGUCCCUGUAUGACUGAUCAGGUGUCUGAUGCCAAUAUAAAUCACCUUGGUUGCCGCUCCCCUCAUAAAAUGUCUGGUGUGGCUGCUCAGAGAAGUUCAUGCAACUCUUCUUGUGAAAGUGAUGCUGAACAGAGCCCGUCCCCUCAGUAUUCCAAAGCAAAGCAUUCAGAAUUUGAGUGGACAGGAAUAACAUCAAACAGUGAUGACCUUAGCUACAGCAGUGAGAGUGAGGGAGGUUGGGAUGACAAUGAAGAGUCCGAUCAAACGUUUCACUGUUCUGAGGCGUUAGACUGGAAUAUCCAGGGAUCUCCUGCAGCAAUCAUAACCUCAACAUCUAACAUGUCUGUUAAAGGUGCUCAUUCAAGAGUCUUUAAUAAACACUUGAAGGCAUUUGAAUGUCUGGGGAAGAAUAUACAUGUGGCCACCCCUUCAAGGAUGGGGAGUUCCCAGAGGGAAUGCGGCACCAAUGACAUAGUUAGCUGCAAGAUUUGGGAAGGAGUAGAAGCGAAGAAAGUAGAUCUCUCCGUGCUGGAUAUCUCUUCUGCAGUCAUCUCCAAGGUGGACAGCCUUCAACAUACAACUCACUAUCUACAGUUUGGUCUGACGAUGGCUACUGUGAUUGCUCUAGUACCCAGCAUCUACCGUGUGGACUACUCUGCAUUAGGUACAUUGUUGGAUAAUGUAGUCAUUAAUGGAUCACAAGAAUGGGUUCAAGCUCUGCAAAAGAGUACAGGGACAGUUUUCAUGGGACUAUGGUGCAUUGAUGGAUGGAUAUCUUCAGUAAUUUUUCUAAGCUGUGUGAAUCGAUUUGUUUUAGCAUUCGGGUUCUUCUUUCUUCUAUCUGUUGCUGAACGUACCUUCAAGCAAAGGUUUCUCUACGCCAAACAUUUCUGCUAUCUCACCUCGGCUCGCCGUGCUCGAAAGUAUGAUCUGCCACACUUCAGGCUGAACAAAGUUCAUAAUAUUAAAACAUGGCUGUCAGUUAGAUCAUGUUUGAAGAAACGUGGCCCACAGCGUUCAGUUGAUGUUAUUGUGUCUGCUACUUUUAUUAUCACACUCCUGCUUGUUUCAUACCUCUGUUUUGAGUUGAUGAAGGAAGAUGAAAAGACACAUCACUCUCUAUACACUUAUGAAUUAUUCUUCUGGUGUUUUGCAAUUGGCAUCUACCUAAUACGAUUCAUGACGCUGGGAGCCAUGAUUAAUAAGAAGUACUCUAGUCUGUCUGUCCUUAUCACGGAGCAGAUCAACAUGUAUUUACACAUGGAGCAGAAGCCACAGAAGAAAGAUGAGCUUACACUUGCCAACAAUGUUCUUAAACUGGUUUCAGUGCUCCUGAAGGAGCUGGAGAGUCCUUUCAAAAUAUCUGGGUUGUCGGCUAAUCCUCUGCUCUACAAUAUAACACGUCUUGUUGUCCUCUCAGCCUGCUCUGGUGUUCUCUCGGAUCUACUUGGCUUUAAACUUAAGCUACACAAAAUCAAGUUCAAGGAAUGAGUUUUGUAUCAUGUACUGAAGGUGUUGGUAUGGAUCUGCUUUAAGAGUUUAACUUGCUCUCUACCAAGGACUGAUAUGUAUACCAUUGCUUCUGACCAUUCAGAUAGAGAUGAAUGAAUGUCAUUAGUUUUAAAUCAAAUUUGUAUAUUAGUGUUGUUUAUACACCACUAUGUCAAUUAUUAUAUAUGUUUAAGUGUGUUAGUAAGGUGUUGUUGCAAUUGACUACUGAAUAAUACUCAAUUUGUAAGGUAUACUAAGGUUUUAAUUUAAGGACACUGCAUAGUGUUACUCUUAGGUUACUAUGAGCACUAAAUUGUAUUGAAAUUUAUACAAUUUAAAUUGACAGUGGUAAUCUAAUUUAUAUUUAACAUUAAAGACAGUUGCUUAUAGUAGCUUAUGAUUUUUUUACCAUAUUAUUUUUUGCCAUGUGAUUUUUAGUACAGUACUUUCUUAUUAUGUAAGUAUUUCAUUCUGUGUUUUCUUGUUUUUCCCUCAACCAUUCCUCUACCAAAUUGUCCAUACAUUGUGUCCAUUAUAUAUUUUGUAAUGAAUGUUCAUGAAUGUUCACAUAACAUGUUUUAACAUAAUUGUAUGAUAUUAUUCUAGCUUACACAAAGCCUUAGAUUAAAUUGAAGUUUGAUCAUGUUUUAAGGAUUGGUUUUAUGUAGGAAGAGAUGAUAGUUCUGCUUGCAUUAUAACAUUUAAGUACACUGCAUAGUGUCCUUCAAUGAUUUGACAAGAUACGCUGUAUGACCGGUAAUACUGUCAUGGUGGUUUAUAGUCAUAUCUUCAAGAUAAAUGUCUUUUAUGCUGUCAGUGUAGAGCAUACCAGCUUGAGUCUAGUCACAACUCAAUACUCAUAUCAAUUUAUUAUUUGGAAAAUGUGGGCAUGUAUUUGGAUUGCAGAAGCUCUUUUAAAUAGAUGACAUGUCAUUGUUUAUCUAAACUUUAAUGUAGGAUAAAUAUAACUUGUUAAGUUUUAUAAUCUAUGUAUUUGAUUGUUUAUGAAACCUAUAGAGAAGUAAAAGCUCUCAAUAUAUCUUUUAGACUUGUACACUGAAAAUGAUAUACAUAGUAUAUAUUGUACCUUCCAAUGGAGUCAUGGCUUUCCAAAGUCAUUAUCUGAAAAGUUGGGCUAGCUAAGGAAAACUGCUCCAAGUAAGAAGAAAAGACAGUAGUCGGUAAAAUCUAAAAGUUAAAAUUUGUGUAUUUAUAACAAAUUUAGAUAAUCCAAAUUAAAAUAAUUUUUGGUACAAAUUAUUCAAAUAUUUUAGGGUUUUUGAGACUAUAAUUUGUCUCAAAAUAAUGAAAAAAUAUUAAAUCAAAUAGCUAUUCAAAAUGUGGAAUAUUCCAAUUGGAAUAAGUGGUUUAUGAUUUUGGUAUAAAAAUGUGCAAAUGCAUGUUCUGUUGUUUAAGCUAACAAAAGCUUGCAUGUGGCUAAAUAAUAGCAAGAAACAAAGAAUUCCAGAUUCUUCAGAAGUUCAUGUUAACCAUAAUGGGUCCUGUCCCAGUUACUUUGUCACUGGAACUCCACUGUAUAUAGACAGUGUGUGUGUGUUUUGUUUUGGAAGCCGUCAUUCUUGUAGACGUCCGAAAUGCUUUGCUUAGCAAUUGCUUUAUUUCAUAUGCAUUUUGUGUAACCAAUUCAACCAAUACACCCUAUUGUUCUGUAUAUUUUAAUACAAAUUAUUAUUGUUUUUAUUGUGUUACUGAAUAUGAUCAAAACAAUUAAAAUAAAUUAUGCAUCACUAAUAUUUUACUCUUGA
This is a messenger RNA of Procambarus clarkii (red swamp crayfish), 5493 nucleotides long. The record is from RefSeq and is a predicted model, not a curated record. NCBI's taxonomy places the organism in Eukaryota, Metazoa, Arthropoda, Malacostraca, Decapoda, Cambaridae.